AUGUCAUUAGCAAAUAAUAAUAAUAAUAAUAAAAAUAAUAAUAAUAAUAAUAAUAAUAAUAAUAAUAAUAAUAAUAGUAAUGAUAAUAAUAAAAAAUGUUCAAUUCAUCCAAGUAAAAAUGUUGAACUUUUAUGUUUAGAUUGUAAAUUAAUACCAUGUUGUAUUUUAUGUGCAUCCAGUAAUGGUUCUCAUCAUCGUCAUGGAUUAGAACCAAUAUCAACAUCAAACAUUAUUUCAAUGAUGAAUAAUUUUAAAGAUGAUGUUUAUCCAAAAUUACUUGAAAGAAUUGGAAAUAAUAAACAAACAUUAAAAGAUUCCAAUGAAAUUUUCAAUGAAAUUCAAUCACAAAAUGAUGAAAAUAAAAAAUUACUUAAAGAUGAAUUUAAAAAACUUCAUCACAUACUCUCAAUACUUUAA
Molecule: messenger RNA, 417 nt
Organism: Dictyostelium discoideum AX4
Lineage: Eukaryota; Evosea; Eumycetozoa; Dictyosteliales; Dictyosteliaceae
Exons: 1
Coding region: 1-417 (138 amino acids)
Source: RefSeq, a predicted model, not a curated record